Adineta steineri is the source of this 1812-nucleotide messenger RNA. The record is from the annotation of a GenBank genome assembly. NCBI's taxonomy places the organism in Eukaryota, Metazoa, Rotifera, Eurotatoria, Adinetida, Adinetidae.
AUGGGUUUAUUAUCUGAAGGUCACCCAUUAGCAUGGAAUGAAAUUAAAGCUGCUUUGGAACAAUUACGAACGUAUGGGGUAGAUCAACUUUUACGUGUUUACAGUAAAUGUAAAGAUCGUCAAAGAGAUUCAUUUACAUGGGGAGAUGAACUUGAAUAUACAUUAGUAAAAUUUGAUCAUGAAAAUAAAAAAGUUCAAUUAUUAUUAAAAGCUCAUAAAUUAUUACCAAUUCUACAUGAAUUAAAUAAAAAAAUUGAUGAUGGAGAAUGUUGUAUUGCUUGGCAUCCUGAAGCAUGUGAUUUUGUUGUUGAAGGUGUUCCAUUUCAACCUUAUGGAUUUUUACCUUCUCAUCUUAAUACAGUUGAAGCAAAUAUGCGAUUGAGACGUGAACAAGUACAAAAAUUUUUAUCUGAACAAUCAGAUAAUGAAUUUAUUUUAAAUAUUGCUGCUUUUCCUAGAUAUGGACAAGGAGAAUAUACUUUUCCACCGGUUGAAUGUAGUCCAGCUCAUUCUACUGAAAAAUCUCUAUGUUUUCCAGAUUCACUUAUUUCACCAAUUCAUCCACGAACAAAAUCUUUAUCAGAAAAUACGAAUGAACGACGUGGAGCAAAAGCAUCAAUUAAUGUUCCAAUAUAUAAAGAUACAUGUACACCAAUACCAUUUCAUGAUGAAUUAUUUAAAGAUGAUCCUAAUAUAAUCGAUGAUCAUAUUCAUUUGGAUAGUACAACAGCUGGUUGGGGUUGUUGUUGUCUUCAAGUAACAUUUCAAGCUGAAUCAUGUGAAGAGAGUCUUGAACUCUAUGAUCAAUUAUUACCAUUAUGCCCUAUUUUGUUAUGUUUAAGUGCUGCAUGUCCAAUAUGGCGUGGUUAUUUAUCUGAUAUAGAUUGUCGAUGGAAUAUUAUAAGUGAAGCGGCUGAUGAUCGAACAGCUGAAGAAAGAAAACAAAAAAAUCUUUUCUCUCGUUAUUGUUCAACACCAUGUUAUUUAACAGAUAAAAAUAAACAUUUAAAUGAUAUUAAAAUUCCUGUUUGUGAAACUGUGGUUACAAAACUUAUUGAAGAAGGAAUGCCUGAAACAUUAGCAAAUCAUUUUGGUCAUAUAUUUAUUCGUGAUCCACUUGUGAUUAUGGAUAGAUUUCUUCAUCCAACUGAUGAUACAAAUUCAUAUCAUUUUGAAAAUUUAAACUCUCUUGUAUGGAAUACUUUACGAUUAAAACCACCACCAUUGGAUGAUGAUAAAAUGGGAUGGAGAGUUGAAUUUCGACCUAUGGAUAUUCAAAUGACUGAUUUUGGAAAUGCUGCAUUAACUGUUUUCUUAGCAUUAAUGACAAGAGUUAUUAUAACUUAUGGUCUUAAUUUAACAAUUCCAAUAUCUCAAGUUAAUGAAAAUAUGAAUAGAGCUCAUCAUCGUGAUUCAACACGCCAAGAAAAAUUUUAUUUUCAAUCUACUACUGGUGUAACUGAAAUGUGUAUGAAUGAAAUUAUAAAUGGUACAAAUGAUUUUCGUGGUCUUGUUCCACUUGUAAGACAAUAUAUUAGUGAACGAGAAGAUAUUGAUGCUGAUACAAGAUAUACUAUUGAACAAUAUCUUUUACUUGUAUCAAAACGAGCUGCUGGUACUUUAUUAACAAAUGCUUCAUGGAUAAGACAAUUUGUUCUUUCACAUCCAUCUUAUAAACAAGAUUCAAUUGUAUCAGAAGAAAUUCAAUAUGAUCUUCUUAAAAAAAUAGAACAAAUUUCAAAUGGACGUGAAGAUUGUCCACAAAUAAAACAUCCUAAAAUGGAAACACAUACGGAGUUACAUGCGCAUUAA